Messenger RNA from Rhizophagus irregularis DAOM 181602=DAOM 197198, 942 nucleotides. RefSeq lists its product as uncharacterized. Gene Ontology annotation, molecular function: lipoyl(octanoyl) transferase activity. Gene Ontology annotation, cellular component: mitochondrion. Gene Ontology annotation, biological process: protein lipoylation. NCBI's taxonomy places the organism in Eukaryota, Fungi, Glomeromycota, Glomeromycetes, Glomerales, Glomeraceae. The record is from RefSeq and is a predicted model, not a curated record.
AUGUAUUCUUUUAAUUCACUUCAAAAAGUAUAUAAAUCAACAUGCACGUUUCCAUUAAUACAUUCGCAUUCAUUAGUCCUUCCAUACAUUUAUUUGAAUCAAAUAACAUACAUAAAAGCAUUAAAUCUUCAAAAUUAUUUAGUAAAAAAUAGAAUAGAAAAUAAAUUAGGCAACGUAUUAUUGUUGGUCCAGCAUCCUCCUACUUAUACAACUGGUAGAAGAGAAAAAGAGAAGAGUGAAAAUGAAAGAAUCCGUUUAAAAAAAUUUGGUGCGGAAUAUUAUGAAACGCUAAGAGGUGGUCAAGUUACAUUUCACGGACCUGGACAAUUGGUUGGAUAUCCAAUUUUGAAUAUACGAAAUUUUAAGCUUUCGGUAAGAUGUUAUGUUGAAGCUAUAGAACAAGUGAUUAUAGACACAUGUUCAACAUAUGGAAUUAAGGCUAAAACCACCAAGAAUACAGGAGUUUGGAUUAAUGAUGAUGAAAAAUUAUGUGCAAUAGGAAUUCAAGUACAAAGAUAUAUAACAUCACAUGGUUUUGCGUUAAAUUGUAAUACAGAUUUAAAUUGGUUUGAACAUAUAAUGCCAUGUGGAUUACAAGACAAGAAAAUGACUUCUAUUUCAAAAGAAUUAAAUAAUUUAAAAAAUAAGAAUGAUUUGAUGGAGGAAAUCAGUGUAGAAGAAGUUUUACCAAAUUUAUGUAAAAGUUUUGGUAAGGUGUUUAAUUGUAAUGUUGUUUCAUUAUAUGAAUUAAAUGAUGAAAAAAAUCUACAAUUGAAAAAUGCUAUAUUAAAUUUCUAAAAAAAAAAAAUUAGAAAAUAGAUACUGUAUCUUUUAUAAAAAUAAUAGAAUUAAAAUAAAUAAACCUUCAUAAGCAUGAUCUUGAAAAGAAAAUUUUUGAUUAACAAAAAUGAUAUCAUCUCCGUCUUAGCAGCAACCUCGAUU